This is a messenger RNA of Bolinopsis microptera, 4080 nucleotides long. Its product is annotated as transcription factor 7-like 1-B. Gene Ontology annotation, molecular function: RNA polymerase II cis-regulatory region sequence-specific DNA binding; DNA-binding transcription factor activity, RNA polymerase II-specific. Gene Ontology annotation, biological process: regulation of DNA-templated transcription; cell differentiation; anatomical structure morphogenesis. The coding region runs from base 17 to 1255 and encodes 412 amino acids. The transcript is spliced from 2 exons. The record is from RefSeq and is a predicted model, not a curated record. NCBI's taxonomy places the organism in Eukaryota, Metazoa, Ctenophora, Tentaculata, Lobata, Bolinopsidae.
ACAUCAUUUCGCAAAUAUGACAGCCAGUAUUGUUGAUGUUCUUAGUUGUCAACCCGACUUUGAUAUGUCCACUGAUGUUAGUGAUAAUAAACUUGUUCGAGUCACACCCGAGUACACCCAGCAGCGUCCAGAUGGCCACAUCAAACGUCCAAUGAACGCUUUCAUGGUCUGGUCCCAGAUUCAGCGUGCCAAGAUCGUGAAGGAGAAGCCCAAUAUGCACAACGCCGCCAUCAGCAAACAGUUGGGAUCCGCCUGGAAACAGCUUUCUCCUGACGAACGUCUUCCUUACAUCAUCGAGUCCCAGAGGUUAAAGCGAGUACACAAACAACAGUAUCCUGAUUACAAGUACAGACCAAAGAAACGCUGCAGGACUACCAAGGAAGAAUCAGAUCCUCCUAUGAUCAUGAGAAAACCAGCCGUCAGCCCACCAACCUCUCGUCCCAACUCCCCGGCUGUUGUUGGUUGUAGUUCGCCACCCUCUAGACCAACCUCUCCUCCUGCCGCCCCUAAAUCUGUCCUUUCAGCCAGACUGUCAGCCAAACUCCUCCCCAAGACAGCUCUACCUCUCUCUGUCUCCACGAGGACCAAAUCUGCCUCAACCUUCUCUCAGAAAACAUCGACCUCCUCCAGAUCUUCAACGCUGGAAACCUCAGUGCCGAGGAAGCGAACAACUCGUCACAUCAUCUCCCCUGUUGUGACAGCCACACAGCCUCUAACCAGACAAACUUACUCCCUUCCACAAAUCAAGAGGAAACGGUCGCUCAAGAUUGAGAGAUCGACAGAAGCCAACGAUCGUUUCGAGUUUGUGGAAUCGACCCUACCCAGAAAAGUUGUUCAUACCGGAAUCAAAAGGUUCGUCACUGUUUUGGACCCACAAAAUGGGAACAGCCGCCGGUUCAAGAUCACGUCCACCUCUGCCUCCUCCUGCAGCAGUCCUUCCUCUAAACCCAGCCCUGAAUCUCCCGUCAAGCAGAGUCCUAAAUUCCAAGCCCGCUCACCAGUUCUUCCUCACGAGUCCCAGAUAAUAUCGGAACUAGGCCCGCCCGAUGAGAUCCUCAGACCCAGCUACAAUCUCGACACGAAGAAAGUGGAACAGUCUACCUGUUUGAUCGACACGCUCUACUUCGACAAUUACAUGGACUACUUCAUGGGGACUAAGACCGAUACGGAUUGUUCCCAAUCGGACUAUACCACGGCUGAGGUUUGGAACUUGAUUAAGUUAGAGUCUCCUUUUUACAGUACCACUUGUUGUUGAUAGUUUUGGGCUGUCUAGGUAUGAAAUGUACUCUAAAUUAUGAGGGUGUGGCUCUCUUUUACGUGUUCUCUUAUUCUAAGACCCAGAUUUUAUAAGUUAUGCGCUAAUUACCUGGCAGUAGGCUAUAUGUUUUUAACUUGAAAGGCUAUGAAAAAGUUAUUUGUACGGCUUUUGAUUUUGACCUGACGAUAAUUCCCUGAAUCUCAUUAAUUACAAUUAGAGACCCCUUAAUUGUGUUAGGGACGCUCCCUAUGUGAUAAUCUGAUCGACUGCUGAUGUUUCCAUACCAAUCUAAAUUCCAACCCAUCUCAUUAGAGCUAUAAUGCCGCUAAUUGCUUGGCAUUUGGCAGGCCACUCUUGCAGAAAAUUGAUAUAAUAACGCCCCUAAAUUUGAAAAAAGAAUCCCCCAGCUCCCCUCAAGAUUGAUUCAAAUUAAAUCACACCUUUCCUAUCUCAUUGCACCAAUCAAGUCACAUGGAAAUGACACUGUCAAAUUAGACGUCCAAUGUCUAACUUUCAACAAAUUACCACCCUGGUCCACUCUCACCAUUGUACAACGUCUCACCUAAUUAUAGCUAGUAAGAUUAGCUUAUCAAUCCUCAAUAUAAUGAUCUUAUUUGCGCAUGAGAAUUGAGACAGAUCGAACUGUGCACCGUCUCUUGUAAUAACUGCUAUCGGUACAACUGUCUUAAUUGUUCGUACCAGAACUUUGUAAGUGUAAUUAGUGAAUUAGAAGCUCCAAAUAGGACCUCCUUCUCUCUGCCUCUUCAAAUCCACAAAAUUAUACAAACAAUUCCCCGAUCUUGCGAUUAAUCGUCCAUUGUGUCCACAUGAAAUAGUUCGUAAAAUGAAAUUAUCAUUAUGAGGGUCCUGCUCUAUAAUAGUACAGCUCUAUUAUAAUGACUCAGCUGUACUUUACCGGGGACUCUGGUACAUUAUGCUCCUUUAUAAAUACUAUUAUUGUAGAACUCUGAAAGGGAGCCCUGAGGGGACCGCCUAAACAACAAUCACAUCUCUCUCUUUAGCUCUGUUAUAGUAUCCUAUAAUACACCUUGUGAGCUCCUGGUAAUAAAAAGCGGUAGAGGAUUACAUUAUAUUUCUUAACGAUUAUUCCUUUAGGGGAGUCUCAACUACCACGAUCUUGAUCUACUAAGUGGUUGAUUCAAGUUUAAAUCUGUAUGGCAUCUCUCAUAAAUUCUCAAAUUGCGUCGGUAGUUCAAAUCAUAAAGUCCUGUCUCGCCUUCUACUUGAACUAUCGAAGGCUUAUUUCUCAUUAAAUUUAAGACUUCAAUAUUAAAUGAAUAUUUAAGAAUUACAAAAGUCAAUCAGAACAUGAACGGUUUGAUAUUGGUAAAAUGUAAAUCUUGGAAGAGUUCUUGUGAACCGUUAAAUCUUUUAAAGAUCGACACGAAUAAGGCUUGAAAUUGGGAGCAUAUACUGUAAACUUAUCACCACCACUUCAUUGUAGAUCAAUAUAUUAUUUGAACUUAGUAGGCGCGAAACGAUUAUCAGUAUAUCCACUUCACUCGGCUGUAUCCCCCCCUCUAAGUGUAACCUCGACCUACAACCCUUCACUUUUAACUUACUGCCAUAAUAAGCGGGUCUAACUAGACGUAAAUACAGCGUCUCCCCCCACAUAGCCUCCUGUAUAGUUCCAGACUUCCGUCUGGUCGGGUACCCACCCCUCCUUACCCUUGCCAGGACCUUGUACUCAGAUUAUUAUAGUGGGGUAGUGGCUCUCUGAAGUUCAUCUCCCAAAUUAGUAUCCGGUUAUGAGAGGAAGAUUGGGUUCCAGCCCCCGUUAUAUUCCCCGUGUAGGGAGUGUAGGAAUUUAAUGUACAACACAAUUUUAAUCUCGACCACCAAUUUCCCGUGUUAUACAAGCCAUGGCCAUUGGCCCUACAUUCUACAAGAACCAAAUAUGUUGUGUAUUUGUGUGAGGUUGAGGUGAAGUAAAGUUGAUUAAGUUCUUGAACUGGUGCUCACGGUAAGGUUUUGAAGGACUCUAAAACAAAAUAAAGCAGUUUUGGAUUACUGUAAUUCGCCCUGUUUCAUAAAUAGUCAUGAUCACACCGGACUAGCUACACGGAUACUCACUUUACAAUUGCAGCUCUAAAUUACAGUAAAUGGAUCCCUUAUAUUAUAAUGGAUCCCUUUUAUAACAUCACUUAUAAACAUUAAACGGUUAAAAAGUUAAGAUAAAACACCGCUAUAUUAGCUCUGGGAAACAUCAGCAGUAAGGUGAUUGUCGGCAUUAAGCGGUUAUACCUGUCUCUGAUUGUCAAUGUCUAAUUGUUUGAUGGGUUUUAAUUUGAGAUCCUGAGAAUCGUUUAACGGGACUAUCGGAGCUUAAUGAUGUUUGGUGUCAUGUGUCAUGACUCAUGGGAGUCUUGGUGGAUACUAAUUGGGAAUUAAGGUGUGAGAAAAACUUUAUCGUGGGAUUAGAGAUAUUAACAUGACACUCGGCUGCCAGAAAAUGUGCAGUUUUCCAAGGAAUUUAUUUAAGUAUUUAUUUUCGGGCUUAUUUAAUAUAUUUGAUAUAUGACAUGCAAUAAAUGCAUGCGGGUAUGGAAUUCUACAUAUUUUGCCCCUUGAAAUCAUGAUUAUCAAAUGAUUUUAUCGGCACCCAACCUCUUUUUUUUGUAUCAUUUGUUAUAUAUGCUUUGUGCCAAAUUCAAUUAUUUUUGUAUUCUCUGCUAUUUGGUACUGCGUAAAAUGUUUAAAAUAUGUUAUACAAACUUGAGAUACUUUUAAGAGUUUUGUUUCUUUGUUAAGUUAUUUUUGGUUAUGAUAAUGAUAUAUAGUAUUAACUAUUUGAUGAUGAA